Molecule: messenger RNA, 1388 nt
Organism: Selaginella moellendorffii
Lineage: Eukaryota; Viridiplantae; Streptophyta; Lycopodiopsida; Selaginellales; Selaginellaceae
Product: protein SHORT-ROOT
Exons: 1
Coding region: 21-1334 (437 amino acids)
Biological process (GO): regulation of DNA-templated transcription
Cellular component (GO): nucleus
Molecular function (GO): sequence-specific DNA binding; DNA-binding transcription factor activity
Source: RefSeq, a predicted model, not a curated record
AUCUAUCUUCGUCUGAGGCGAUGAUGCCGUCAAGAGCACAAGACAAUCAUACUAGAUCAAUGGCUGCCAGCAGCAGCAAGAAGAGAUCCCUGGAACAGAAGAACGAUGAGCAAAACAACUUAGAAUUUGGGAACAGCAUCGACACGGACCUCUCUGGUUGCUUCCAAAAGUUCAUCGCGAACUCCGUCGACACGGCCGGAUCAAGCAGCAGCACCAACUGGGCUCCAGAGCUCCUGCAAGAAUGCGCAAAGGCAGUGGACGAGAAAGAUGGCCCGAGAGUCCAGUAUCUCAUGUGGGUGCUCAACGAGCUCUCCUCUCCAUACGGCAACACGGAGCAAAGGCUCGCGUCGGCAUUCCUCCAGGCCCUCUUCGCAAAGCUGACGAGAAGAGGCGGCCAGCACUACCGGAGCCUGUGCAGCGCCGCCGCCAAGAGCCACUCCUUCGCGUCGAUGAAGAAGAUGGUGCUCAAGUUCCAGGAGCUGAGCCCCUGGAUGACGGUGGGGAUGGUGGCGGCCAACGGAGCCAUCCUGGAAGCGCUCGAGGGCGAGCGGAGUGUCCACAUUGUGGACGUGAGCAACACCUUUUGCACCCAGUGGCCGACGCUCUUCGAGGCGCUGGCGAUGAGAGCCGAGCAUCCUCCACACCUGCGGGUCACAACGCUGCGGCUUAGCUCCAGAGAGGAGGAAGAGAGCUCCGAGCAAGUCAUGAGAGAGAUCACUCACCGGCUAGAGAAAUUCGCGCGGCUCAUGGGAAUCCCCUUCGAGUUCUCGGUGCUCGCCGCCGUGGAGACGGAGGAGAUCAAUCCGGCAAUGCUGGAGACCCGGAGCAACGAGGUGCUCAUCGUGAAUGCCAUGAAUUUCUUCCAGCACCAGCGCCACGGCCGCCCCCUCGCUGUUCUAGCCCGGGCCGUAAACCCGAAGGCCGUGAUCGUGGUGGAGGACGAGGUGGACCUCUCCUCUCCUCAAUUCCUGACGCGCUUCGCCGAGGCGCAGCGAUUCUACUCCAUGUUCUUCGAAUCCCUCGACAGCAGCUUCCCCAGGACGAGCGGCGAGAGGAUGAUGCUGGAGCGCGUCGCCGGUAGGCGAAUCGUGGCGGCGCUAGGCUGCGAUGACGAUCCCGCUGCGGGUGCACGGGCGCCAGAAAAAUGGAACCUGGCGAUGCAACGCGAGGCAUUCGUGCCCAAGCCCCUGAAAUCCGAGGUCGUGGACGACAUUCAGGCGCUGCUCAAGCGCUACAAACCUGGAUGGGGCCUCCAGCGUUGUGACAUUGGCCUUUUCUUGACGUGGAAGGAAGAGAACGCCAUCGCUGUCACAGUGUGGAAGCAACAACCCUAGCGCGGGGAAGAAACCAUUUUGAAAUAUUAUUAAAUUUUACUUAGUAUUCAUUUA